AUGUGUCUUUUAUGGCCACGAAACCUUAAAACCAUUCCUGAGGAACAACAAAACAAACAGCAAAGAGAAGAUGACGAGAUUAACACCAAUAACACCAAACGUUUUAAAGAAGCAGCAACAGCACUCAACAUUAACAACAACAACAGCAGCAGCAACGAAACAACGAAUACAAGAGACGACAUAGCAGAACUUAAAACUGGAAUGGUCGACUUAAAGAGCAGCUUACAGCUAAUUGCAGCAAGCAUCUCAUCGCUAAGCAUUGAUCUGAAGUCACAUAUGGAUUCAGCAUUAGUGGAGAUGAAUAAAAAUGUAGCGACCAUAGCAGCACAAGUGGUCGAAUUGCAGAAGAAGGAUAAAGAAAAGUCUGAGCAAAUAGAUGAACUCAACAAGCGCAUACAGAGAUUAGAGCAACAAGCGAUAGAUAAAAAUAUAGAGAUAAAUAAUGUGGAAGACAUGGAUAUCGAAGCCGAAGUAUUAGUUAAGAGAAUUACUGAUUCCCUUGGUGUAGAUGUGAGUAGAGAUCAUAUUAGCCAUACCUAUAAAAUAAAAAGAAAGAAGAAAAUAAUUGUGGAAUUUUCAACUCUCAAUAAGAAAAAAGAGUUAAUGGGAAAGCUUAAGAGCCAUCGCGUAAAGGCAAAUGUGGCGAAAGGCGAACCAGAAAAUGAGAGCGGUGGUUAUGUUUAUAUUAAUGAUGAGCUGACUAUGCACAAUAGGCGCCUUUUGUGGGCUGCAAAGAUGAAGGCAAAAGAAAAUGGUUGGAAGUUUGUAUGGGUGCGAAAUGGUGUUAUUUAUGCGAGGAAAAACGAAAGCUCAUCUUUUAUAAUUUUAUAUAAUGCAUCAGACUUGGAAUCGAUUACCAACUGA
Molecule: messenger RNA, 864 nt
Organism: Stomoxys calcitrans (stable fly)
Lineage: Eukaryota; Metazoa; Arthropoda; Insecta; Diptera; Muscidae
Exons: 1
Coding region: 1-864 (287 amino acids)
Source: RefSeq, a predicted model, not a curated record